AGAUUUAACCCAGCUCGGGUCAGUGACGGGCUGAAUCAUGGCGCUGGUGAGCAGGACUGUUUCUCUCUCCUCAGCUCGAUUCUCCUCUAGUUUCAUAUUUAUUCCACAUAAAGUGUGUCUAACUGCUCAUGUCCGGGCGGCCCGACUGAGCGCGGCAGCCACCACCUCCACGUCCGCCUCGCCCGAGGGCCGUAAGAAGGCCAUCGGAGAGGACGACGGACCGAACCUGCAGGACUUCGUAUCGGGGGAUCUGUCGGAGAAGAGCCGAUGGGAGGAGUACCGGGGUCAGCUGAAGCGGCAGAGAGGGGAGCGGCUCCGGUUGCCGCCGUGGCUGAAGACGGAGAUACCCAUCGGGAAGAACUACAACCGGCUGAAGAACACGCUGCGGGAUUUGAACCUGCACACCGUGUGUGAGGAGGCCAGGUGUCCCAACAUCGGCGAGUGCUGGGGCGGCGGGGAGUACGCCACCGCCACCGCCACCAUCAUGCUGAUGGGUGACACGUGCACCCGCGGCUGCAGGUUCUGUUCGGUGAAGACGGCGAGGGCGCCGCCCCCCCCCGACCCCGACGAGCCCCGCAACACCGCCAAAGCCAUCGUGGCGUGGGGGCUGGACUACGUGGUGCUCACCUCGGUGGACCGAGACGACCUCGCCGACGGCGGCGCCGAGCACUUCGCCCAGACCGUGUCCCACCUGAAGGAAAGGAACCCCAAGAUCCUGGUGGAGUGUCUGACCCCGGAUUUCCGAGGGGACCUCUCGGCGGUGGAGAGGGUGGCUCUGUCCGGCCUGGACGUGUACGCUCACAACGUCGAGACGGUGCGAGACCUGCAGAGGUACGUACGUGACCCCCGGGCGAACUUCGACCAGUCACUGAACGUGCUGCGGCAGGCGAAAUCAUCCAAACCCAGCGUGCUCACCAAAACGUCCAUCAUGCUGGGACUCGGCGAGACGGACGCCCAAGUGCACUCUGCUCUGAGAGAGCUGAGGGACUGUGGCGUGGACUGCCUGACCUUCGGCCAGUACAUGCAGCCCACAAAACGACACCUGAAGGUGGAGGAGUACGUCACCCCAGAAAAGUUUGCCUACUGGGAGAAGGUGGGAGAAGAAAUGGGGUUCCUUUACACAGCCAGUGGCCCGCUGGUGCGCUCGUCCUACAAAGCAGGCGAGUUCUUCCUGAAGAACCUGCUGAGGAAGAGGACGGCGGAACACCACGACGGACCGGAAUAAAGACGGAGGUGUGACUAGCCAGGACCAGCACAGAUGAAAUAAUAAUAAUAUUAAUUAGAAUUAAGCGCACAAAUGAAGCAGUUUCACAUCUAGUGCUGGAUUAGAUUUCGGCUGCACUCCCGUCUAGCCGGUGUGUCUGUGGUUGGUGAAACUCUGCAUGUGUUUGUGGGUGUCAGUCACUACAAUCCUCAGUAAAGAAGGAAACACUAUUAUUAUUA
This is a messenger RNA of Trichomycterus rosablanca, 1443 nucleotides long. It is a transcript of the gene lias, whose product is annotated as lipoic acid synthetase. Gene Ontology annotation, molecular function: 4 iron, 4 sulfur cluster binding; lipoate synthase activity. The transcript is spliced from 11 exons. Bases 38 to 1225 code for a protein of 395 amino acids. Gene Ontology annotation, biological process: lipoate biosynthetic process. Gene Ontology annotation, cellular component: mitochondrion. The record is from RefSeq and is a predicted model, not a curated record. Lineage: Eukaryota; Metazoa; Chordata; Actinopteri; Siluriformes; Trichomycteridae.